Messenger RNA from Exophiala mesophila, 1206 nucleotides. RefSeq lists its product as uncharacterized. The coding region runs from base 146 to 514 and encodes 122 amino acids. The record is from RefSeq and is a predicted model, not a curated record. The transcript has 2 exons. NCBI's taxonomy places the organism in Eukaryota, Fungi, Ascomycota, Eurotiomycetes, Chaetothyriales, Herpotrichiellaceae.
UGCUAACCUUGGGUUCACCUCUUCCAUCAGGACUUCAAGACCGGCUUGAUUCUUGAGUUACUUCAUUAGACUAAACCCGCUCUCGUGCCUGACCAGGUGACUUCGGACCAUUGUGGACUCCUAGCCUUCGCUUUCUCUCUCCAUAAUGGGCAAUCUAUGUUCCAAGUCGUCGAAUCCACCAGAGAACUUCUCGACUCCUGGGAGACCGCUGGGCACAAGCUCUCAGACCAAGAAAACAACCACAACUCCGGUUCCGCAGAAGUUGACUACCAGUACUCCUGGUCGGUCACUUGGAGGCAGAGAAGGAGCGUCCAGCCCCGAUGAUGCACGCAGCGCUGCUGCCAGAGCUGCCGAGCAACGAGCAGCAGGCGCCAACAAGUCCGGUGGCAAACUAGCCACAAACCUUGCGAAUCAGAAAAAGCAAACCCAAAACCAGUUGUUGAAUGCUGGGUCUGAGGCGGAGCGACGAGCUCGAGAUGCGGACGAGAAUGCGCAGGCCCGCACCUGGAACUGAUGCGCUAUUUGCCUCGCCAUCGUCGAUCGAGUAUGACAAAAGCGCGACUGUCUCGACCUAGUCAACGCUGGCCUCUAGCCCCAUCCUGAUCACACGACACGACAUAGGGCGAUAUACUUUCACCGAAUACUUGAGUUGCACGGAUGCACUAGAAAUGCGGAACGACAUCCAUUUUUAUUUCGAGCCUAGCACAAAACGGCACCUUGUUGUUGGACAUCGUUUUUCACUACGAAUUUCCGAGUCAAGCGCGUAUGCAACAUAGACCAACCUACAUAUGAGAAACGGGGACGAAUCUGGAGCGUUCAGUGGAUGCUGAUAUGAAUGCGCUAAUGUUUGUUUAUGGAGUUGUCUGUGAAAGAUGUACUCGGUUGGAUCGGAUUUCGUUUCUCAGAUGCAACAUAGCGCAUAUCAGUACAUACCAAGUUCAUGUUAAAUACGGAAAGCAAACAUCCACGCUCUACUCUGGUAUUUUUGGGGGCAACAUUUCCAUCCUGGACCUGAUAAACAUCUAGCCAAGUGGAGCUCGUUGAAGGGUGAUUUGGUCAUCAAGGUGAAGUCCAACUCAAAGGCCGUCCAAGGGCCCCGGCCCCGGUUUUACGUGCACGGCGUUGGCAAAAGUACCUACCAAAGUUUAGGCUAAAUAAAAGACUUUGGUUUGCCGGAAAGAGAGAACGAGUCACGAAACACCGGUU